Neodiprion fabricii is the source of this 2390-nucleotide messenger RNA. RefSeq lists its product as uncharacterized. The transcript is spliced from 6 exons. The record is from RefSeq and is a predicted model, not a curated record. NCBI's taxonomy places the organism in Eukaryota, Metazoa, Arthropoda, Insecta, Hymenoptera, Diprionidae. Bases 556 to 1785 code for a protein of 409 amino acids.
GGAUCCAGUACGAGUAACAAGAAAAUCACAAAAGCGUAUCACAGAUUUAGAUGAUAUAUGGCGGGAUUCUUAAUUAUUAAUUCGUAUUAUUGUCCCUGUUCAGUAUCUCAACCAUAUACGUUUUCAGCCAACCAGGAAACAGAAAUACUAAUUACAUAUUUGACAAGAGACUCUGGCGGUUUCAUAUUACCUGCUACAUGACAAUGCGGCUGUAAAUUAUGCAUGGCACAUGAUUACAGCAGACGUGCGAAUGGAGUUAUAUAAAUAUGGCAAAAAGGCUACGCGCAGCUUCAGUACAAUGCAUUGACAACUCAAAUACCGUGUUAACACUCUUCGCCUGUCGACGGAUUUUCUGUCAAGUGUCAACAAUCUUACUUAUCAACUGGGUCCCAUCCUCUUCUCUUUUAAUUCUCUACAUUACGCUUUGUAUUGAAGAAACAUUCACAACGCUACGAAGGUUAACUACAAGAUUUUUUCCUAGCGGAAAUUGUUUACCAUCGACGAGUGGAAUCUGAAGUUAUAUCGAAGAUCCACAUUGUUAUUUUAACCGUGAGGAUGGACGUACCGACGUGGCUGAACUCGUCUUACGUGCAAGCGGUCCUACGAAAGGCUGAGAAAGAUGAUUCCGUCGAGGUGACCAGCAUGACCGUGAAGCCAGCCACGGCCAAGGGUGACAAUUAUACGAGCAACAUGCAUCGCAUCACCCUGGUGCUUUCACGGAUAUCGGAAGGCCGCGAACUUAUGGAGACGCGGUCUCUAAUUGCAAAACUAGCACCUCAGGGCGGUUCUUGGGAGGAAAUGAUAUCGGAGGCUGGAAUUUUCGCGGUGGAAAUGUCAAUGAUGUCAGAAACCCUGCCAAUUAUGCAGCGGAUUCUUACCAAGGCGGGCAAGACUGCGACAUUAGCGGCACGGUGUCUGCACGUCGAGUAUGAAAAACCCGUGCAUCUGAUAGUCGAAGACCUUGCACCCGCCGGAUUCAGAAUGGCGGAUCGUCAGGCAGGUCUUGAUCUGGACCACUGUUUACUCGCGAUUCGGAAUUUAGCCAUUUUUCACGCGAGUUCGGUGGCUCUCGUGGAAAAGGAUCUCAAGGCUGUGUCAAAGUACACCAGAGGAAUGUUUCACAAAGAUCGCCCAUCGGCGAUGGUUGAAUUCAUCAAAGCGAGCACAAAAACCCUAGCAGAAGAGGUUGCAAAAUGGAUUGAACUCAGUCCAAGGAUUUCUGAAAAAAUUUCCAAGUUAUCUGAAGUUGUCUAUGAAAAAGCAUGCGAAGUUACGCUUUUUCGAAAAGAUGAUUUCAACGUCAUCAACCACGGAGAUUUCUGGGUGAACAAUAUGCUGUUUCGCUACGACGAAAGGCAGAAGGUGGUUGAUCAGAUAUUCGUAGACUUUCAAAUUUGCCACUACGGUUCUCCGGCAACGGACAUCCUGUACUUUUUUGGUACCAGCCCGUCUGAAGAAACUCGGAUCCAUCAUCGCGAAUCGAUUUUGCGCGAAUACCACCAUACGCUAACCGAUACUAUGACUCAACUGAAGUGCACCACGGAGCCACCGAGCUUCAACGACCUGCAGGAUGUGUUGAGGAAGCGAGCUUUCUGCGAGGCCAUUGCAACGUUCACCAUAUUGCCCAUUGUUUUGGUCGACAAAAGCAAUGUCCAAAGUAUAGAGGAAAUGAUAUCGUUGAAUGGAAAAUAUGAGAAUCCGGCCUAUAAGGGGAAAUCGUAUCGUAAGGUGAUGACUAGACUUCUACCAUUGUUCGACAGCAUGGGAUUGCUGGACGUAAUAUGAAAGGGCCCGGUAAAAGCAUGAACUCUAUCAUCUAUAGAACAGAUUUCGGCCCGGCAUUCAUAAAUUCCUUAACACUAGAACUACCAUACCAGUCAAAAUGACCAAUCCUUAAACAUAUGUAAUCAUAGACCAUAUUUAUAUCAAUAUGAUAUGAAAAUUUGUUAUUAUUAGAUAUUUUAUAAAGACCAGUCGUUUUAACUGGUUUCGUAUACAUUCAUCUCAAUAUUGGUAGUUCUAGUGUUAAAUGACUUACAUCAGGUAUAGAAUAAAUAAUUCCAGGAUAUCCAAACGAUCCGAAUUUACAACUAGUAACGUUUUAUUGAUAUUAGGAAACGAAAUAAAAUAGACAAAUAAACAAAAACCUACAAAAAUGUAUAAAAAUAGUUUAAAGAGUGUUGAAUUAUAGAUUAUUCAUUCAUUCAUAAAGUUAUUACUAAUAUCAGAUCUAGAAAUUUAUAAUAUAAAGAAAAAUAAGAAAACCCUCCUCGUCGCAAAACAAAAAACCUGGCUCUGUAAUUUAAAAUCAACUGUAAAUAGGUCGCGAAAAAAAAAUGUAUAAAUAAAAACAGAAUCACGUAAGGAAAAUAAAUAAAUAAAUUAAUCAA